CUCUUCCCCACUCAGCAUCACCACUAUCCCCAUCAUCAUCAUUUUCUUCUCGACAGUCCUAAACGAACGACUCCAUCAGUUAACUGUCGUGACUGCUUCGCUGCAUCCACGACGGACGACGCAGGACGGGGCCUAGAGUGCUACAAAAAAGGGAAGGAGAAUAAGGAAAAAUUAAAGGAAAAAAAAGAUCAAGGGUCUCACACGCGAAUCGGCCGAGUCUCCCUCCGCCCUGGCCUGAUCUGGGCCGACCUCUCAACUUCAACAACUCACAUUUCGAUCCACUUCUGAUCAAGGGACGACGACCAACGAAAUACCUUCCAUUCCCUUGGUAUUGAUACUGAAGCUAUCGAUCAACCCUCGACAUCUUUCCUCCACGAUACUACAGACACAAAGGAGAACUCGACGGUCGAGUACCUUCCCCUCCAGCGAUACCUGGGACAUCUUUGUGGGCGGGUCACAUGGGCUGAGAGGCAGAAGAAGCUCCCUCUCGUCUAGCUUGCUCUCCCACCGCCUUCUCCUUCGACCCCUCCUCCUCCUCUCCACCUUGGCAACUUGUGCCUGCUUCGGCUCUCGUUGUUUCACCGACUCGACAAAAGAUCCCCCUUGUCCCCUGCUCUACCCUGGCCUGGCCACAACCAAUAAUUAUAUAUAUAAAGAAGGACUUAUACUACACAUAACAAGUGGGCUCUUCCCGCAGUCCCACGGUCAAUCCAAUGUCGACGGUCCCCUCCUCCGCCUAGACGGUCACAUCACAGAAUGCUACGACGGCCUCCCACCGGCGAGGGUAGGCCUGUCGUCCAACAGCGCAAGAAGCUAUGGGCUCUUGCUGCCCUCCUGCUGCCGUGGGCUCCUGUCGUCGACGCUGCUGACCUCCAUCAUCACCACCAUGAACAUCAACAGUCUCUCGACCGGCACCCUCAGGCCGUCAUCUCACCCUGGCUGGACGCCGCUGCUGCCGCCGAGCAUGGCCUCGACCGCAAGCCUGAGCACGAACGCUCCCCCCUCGAAGCCGACCGCGUCAAGCGCAAUCUUGCAGCGACUGCCUUGACACACGACCUUAUCCAGACGCCUCACGCCGCCCUGCGGAGGAAGUCCACAUACUCCCAACCCAUCCAGGCCCAGAAGGAGCCCUCUCGACACGAGGAGACCGACCUGGACCCCUUUCACGACCUUGUCUCUACCGAUGCGAGCGCCAUCUCUGCUGCAGCUCCGGAUCUGUCCGUUGUAGCACCAUCUGCCAGGCGACUGGAGGAUUGGGAAGUAGAAGAUUUCGUUCUCCUGGCGACCAUCGACGGAGACCUGUAUGCCACCGACCGGAAGUCGGGCCGCGAGCGCUGGCAUAUCUCCCUCGGCCAGCCCAUGGUCGAGACCACACACCAUCGCAUCAACAGGUCCUCCUCCGCCGCCGGUGCUGAUUUCAAUCUGGUCGAGGCCGCCCCCUCCAAGAACGAGGCCCUCUCCCUUGUCUACACCGGAGAGAAGAAGACCGUCCUCCUCACCCUCGACGCCGCCACCGGCCGGGCCAUCAAGUGGUUCGGCCCCACUGCCUCCGCCGCCGCCGACGACUCCACCUGUGCCCGUCCCCAGGACACCGUCGCUGGUCUCGACGUCGAGGAGUGCAACACACGCACCAUCACGCUGGGCCGCACCGAAUACACUGUGGGCAUCUCGGACGCACGUGGCUACGACAUUGCCACCCUCAAGUAUUCCGAGUGGACCCCAAAUCUCUUCGACCAGGACCUGCUGGGCCAGUACUCGUCGACCCUGGACAAGCUCUACAUCACCAGCCGGCCCGACGGCCGCGCCUAUGCCUUUGAGUAUGGCCGUGAUACGGGUCGUUCGCAGUCCUUUGUCCAGUAUUUUCCCUCGCCGAUCGCCAAGGCUUUCGACAUUGUCAGACCCAUCCGCUCUUUCAUGGAUGAUGCCCAGGACAACCCCCAGCUGGUGGCCCUGCCACAGCCUCCACCGCCACCCGCGUUCGAGCACCAGGAGCCCGGUCGAGAGAGCAAGAUCUUCCUCAACAACACCGCCGGGAACUGGUUCGCCAUGUCUGGCCUGUCCUACCCGCUCAUCACGCAGGCACCCUCAGCCCUGAUCAACCAAGUCCAGUGGUGGGAGGUGCACGAUGACUUCAGCACGGCGCAGCUCACCAAAGCACUGGUGGGCCAGCACACUCUCGACAGUGCCUGGUCGAAGCCCGGCCAGCACAGACUGCCAACUCUCCCUGGGUCUCAGAACCUGUCGCCCAAGCUGGACAACCCCAGCGACCCAGACAAUCCUACGCUAGCCAUCGACGCGCCUGAUCCAAGCAGCACAGUAAUUGACAUUGUCAAGAAGCUACCGCAGGAUGCCCUUCAGCACACCACAGACCUCUUCACAAACCCGGCCAUCUGGCUCAUUCUUGCCAUUGCGCUCGUCGUCUACCGCAAGGAAUUCAUCCGCUUUGUCCGAAACGGCUGGCAUGAGAUUGUGAGCGAUGCGAAAAACUAUCUGAAACGCAAGGGGUUCGAAGUGGACGUCGAUGAUGAUUUAGCAGAAGACACACCAGAGACAGAGCGUGUUGAGGCCCGGGCUGCAGAGAAGGACCGCCCCUCCGCAGCGGAUACCGCCCUGGAGGCCCCUGUCGAGCGCUCUGUUCCCCCGCUGCCGCCAUUGGUCUCGCAGGAGGAUGCAGUACCAUUACCGGAAGAGGGCAAGGCUGGAUCCACUGAAGAAAACGAACAGGGCCAGCCGGAAACGAAGAAGAAGAAGGCUCACCGCGGCCGCCGGGGCGGCAAAAAUCACAAGAAGAAAAAGACGAGCCCUGAUGCCUCUGUCGGUGAUGUGCCUGACAAUAGCGUGGACGAGGCGGUCGACAUUGCCAAGAACAUUGGCGAGCGCAGCCGGGGCCCUGAGCCGAAUAUUCAGACCUUGCCGUAUGAGGUAGAAGAUGUGUCCAACCCCAUCCUGCGCAUCGACGAGAGCCUCGAGGUGAACGAAGACCAGCAGCUCGGAACAGGGAGCAACGGUACGGUCGUGUACGCGGGCAAGUGGCAGGAUAGACCCGUUGCCGUCAAGCGGAUGCUGCGCGACUUUUAUGACAUCGCCUCACAGGAGACCAGGCUGCUCAGAGAAGUGGACCGACAUCAAAAUGUCAUCCAGUACUUUGCGCAGCUGGAGCGUGGCCAGUUCAUCUACAUCGCCUUGGAGCUCUGCGAGGCGUCUCUGGCCGAUGUCAUGGAGAAGCCUCAACAGUUUAGACAGCUGGCGAGUGCAGGUGCCAAGGAUACACUGGCUGUCCUGAAGCAGAUCACUAAGGGCCUGGAUCACCUGCACUCUCUACAAAUUGUGCAUCGCGACUUGAAGCCUCAGAAUAUUCUGAUUACUAGAGACCGCAAGUCGGGCCGACCGCGCAUCCUAGUGUCGGAUUUUGGCCUGUGCAAGAAGCUCGAGGGCGGCCAGUCGUCAUUUGGUGCUACCACCGCCCACGCGGCUGGCACGUCAGGCUGGCGGGCGCCCGAGCUGUUGCUGGACGACGAGACGCCGGCCUCCAGUGGCCCGAUGCUGGCAGAGAGCUCCACGCACAGUGGUAACCACGGCAGCCAGGGGGCUGAGGUCACUCACAGACGCGUGACCCGAUCAAUCGAUAUCUUCUCGCUCGGUAUCGUCUUCUUUUACGUCCUCACACAGGGCUCACACCCUUUUGACUGUGGCGACAAAUACAUGAGGGAAUACAACAUCAGGAAGGGCACUUAUAGCCUCGCAAGGCUUGAUGUGCUGGGCGACUACAGGUGCGAGGCGAAACAUCUUGUCGGGACAAUGAUCAGCGCCAACCCCAAGGAGCGACCCAAGACAAAGGAGAUCCUGGCACACCCUUUCUUCUGGGACGCACGCACCAGACUCCUCUUCCUCUGUGAUGUAUCUGACGCGUUCGAGAGGGAGCCGCGUGACCCGCCCAGCUGGGAACUAGAACAACUAGAACAGGGCGCACUCAAGGUCACCAAGGGCGACUUCCUGAGCAAACUUCACAAGGAAUUUGUUGACUCCCUGGGCAAGCAGAGGAAAUACACCGGCUCGAGGCUGCUUGAUCUCCUGCGCGCUCUGCGCAACAAGAGGAACCAUUACCUGGACAUGUCGGAACCCCUGCAGAAGAAAGUAGGGUCUCUUCCGGAAGGAUAUUUGCUUUAUUGGACGACACGGUUUCCGGAUCUUUUGCUAUACUGCUGGGGGCUUGUUCGGGAUCUGGGCUGGCAUGAGCUGGAACAAUUCAAGGGGUAUUAUCAGCCUCCGGAGUCUGGGUGAAUAGCGGUUCAGGUGGUCAUCAUAUCAAAGCGUGUAUGUGUGUGUGUUUUUGGAAAGCGACUACUUGGACUUAGGGCCGGAUUUCUCAGCAGUUGGUGGAUCUGCUCGGUUGAUAGGUUCUUUGGAAAUGAUCAAAAGCUAUGAUUUCUU
Messenger RNA from Cryphonectria parasitica EP155, 4431 nucleotides. RefSeq lists its product as uncharacterized. Gene Ontology annotation, biological process: intrinsic apoptotic signaling pathway in response to endoplasmic reticulum stress; IRE1-mediated unfolded protein response; mRNA processing. Gene Ontology annotation, molecular function: RNA endonuclease activity; protein serine/threonine kinase activity; ATP binding. The transcript is spliced from 3 exons. NCBI's taxonomy places the organism in Eukaryota, Fungi, Ascomycota, Sordariomycetes, Diaporthales, Cryphonectriaceae. Bases 757 to 4281 code for a protein of 1174 amino acids. Gene Ontology annotation, cellular component: IRE1-TRAF2-ASK1 complex. The record is from RefSeq and is a predicted model, not a curated record.